AUGUAUGCCCUUCACUGGUGUCUAUCGUGGAGGGCAAGACUGUACUUAGGACACUUGCCAACCUUUUCACAGCUUCCGUUACUGGGAUCUAUGCACUUGAUGUUCGGAGGAGGCAAAGUUGCAUUCCGACGAUUUAAACAGCUUUCUGAAAUUAGUGAAGAAACUAAUAAACCUUUCAUUCUGUGGGUUGGGCCGCGAGCUUUAAUAUUUCUAAAUGAUCCUGAAGAAAUGAAGAUUGUGUCAAACACGUUCGUGGAGAAACCAAGUUAUUAUGACUUUGGAAAGGUCUGGCUUGGAGAUGGAUUAGUACUGGCACCAGGUGAUAUAUGGAAGCAAAAUAUAAGGAAGAUUGGUGGAACAUUCAUUCGUAGUAUAGUUAAUGGGUAUCAAGAUAUAUUUAACGCACAAGCGCGAAAGCUUGUUGAACAAUUAAAAAUGGAAGUAAAUGGACUACCCUUUAAUGCCAGAGAUUAUAUUUCUCACGUAACCCUAGAAACAAUAUGUCAAACAGGUUUCGGUGUAUCUCAAAUAACUGAUAAUCUAGUAACGGAGAAGUACCACAAAGCAUUCCAUCGGGCCACAGAAUUGAUUGUACUUCGAGGGACAAAUAUAUUUUAUCAUCCAGAUUGGGUGUUCCAUAGAACUUCAGCUUACAAGGAAUUAAUGGAAUGUGUAGGGAUAAUUCAUAAUGUUUCAGAAACAGUCAUCAAGAAAAGAAAGUUUGAACGGGAAGCUUUGAAAAGUGACAAAAGUUUAAAUAGAGACAAUUUCGGAAAACCAAUUUUUAGAGCAUUCCUUGAUAUAUUACUGGAUUUAAGUGAGAUAGAUUCUACCUUAACUGACCAGCAGAUUAGAUCAGAGGUAGAUACCAUCAUCGUCGGCGCUCAAGAGUCUGUAGCUACCGCUUUGCUCAUCGUCUUGCUAAUGAUUGGGAAUAAUUCUGAUGUUCAAACAAAAUUAUAUACAGAAAUAAAACAAAUAAUGGGAGAUAAUAAACGUCACGUAGAUAUUAAUGAUUUAAAGCUCAUGGAAUAUUGUGAAGCUGUUAUAAUGGAGUCAAUGCGUCUGUUUCCUGCCUUUCCCAGUCUUAUGCGUCAAGUCGAUUGUGAUUUUAAGCUAAAAUCGUGUACUAUUCCCAAAGACACCACCUGUAUAUUUAAUAUUUGGGGCGCGGGAAGAUCUCAACGUCUGUGGGGACCUGAUGCAGAUCAGUUUGUACCAGAACGAUGGUUGCCUCCCCGUGUACCUUAUAUCACUUUCGGUCUAGCUUUCAGUAUUGGAAAACGAGCUUGUAUAGGUAAAACAUACGCGAUAAAUCUUUUAAAAACAGUAUUAGCACAUUGUGUAAGAGAACUUACAUUUACAUCUGAAGCUAAUAAUUUAUCGUUUAAGUUUGAUCUAGUAUUAAGACCUAUAAGUGGGCAUCUAAUGCAAGUUAAGCUAAGAAAAGAUAGUCAAUUUGAUGAUCAA
Messenger RNA from Brenthis ino (lesser marbled fritillary), 1470 nucleotides. Lineage: Eukaryota; Metazoa; Arthropoda; Insecta; Lepidoptera; Nymphalidae. The record is from the annotation of a GenBank genome assembly.